Pomacea canaliculata is the source of this 6052-nucleotide messenger RNA. RefSeq lists its product as uncharacterized. The record is from RefSeq and is a predicted model, not a curated record. The coding region runs from base 784 to 1965 and encodes 393 amino acids. NCBI's taxonomy places the organism in Eukaryota, Metazoa, Mollusca, Gastropoda, Architaenioglossa, Ampullariidae. The transcript has 2 exons.
UACGCAGAGUGUGACGGGGAGACUAAACACAGUAUUGAUUGUAACAACUGGGUCUGGCACCAUCCAGACACUUGGCAGCCUCGGCCCACAGCUCCAUCUGUACCCGAGUUCUCUGUGUUUGAGAGACCUUCUGAGGGUGAGAAGGUGGGGUAGGUAGGGGGAGACUACCCCAUCGGGACAGCUUUCUGCUACCCUCGAGCCUUGAAAUUCCACAGUCGUGGGUUCCGAAGUCUGGAACUUUCCACCAGAUACCCGGGGUGGGUGAGUAGCCAGGCUGGAGGGAUGGACUCAAAGUCGGGGUGCGACCCUCUGUCGCUGGCUCUGCGCCCACCGCGCGAUGUCCGCCCCGAGCGCCGCGGGCCGCCAGCCCUUCCUUCUCCAAAGUUUCUUCAGUCCGUGUGUCGUGUCUGCCUGCUGCAGGCCGCAUGUCGAUCAGUCCGCACGCAUGGCUGCCUGAAGUUUGAAGUCUUGUGUGGCUGGGGACCUCCAGCAGGUGUGACUAAGGUCUGUACGGCGGGCAGUCAUGCGAUCACCUGUGUGACGCGAGCUUUCUGCUUGACUUCUUUCAAUGUUUCUCCCGGCAUGCAAGAACUUUAACCUGACGACACGUGAUCAGCAGCGUGUGCUCCUUACAGGGAGGAGGCGAUGACCCGCAGUAGAGAGGUUAACAUCAUCUUGACGACUUUGCAGAAUGCUUGUGUUUCCAACUUUUGAUGGAUCUCUUGUAGAUUGCAUCUCUUGGAGAGCAAACGUCCUGACCAAGUCAUGUGACCAAAACAAGUCAUGUGCAACAAAGGGUGGAAAAAGGCAUGGAUGGUUCGCGUGCAGUCGGCGCGGCUGCAAUGCACGCUGUGCGCAUGCUCCGUCUUCUCGGCGCUGUUCGGCAUGUUCAUGACGUCAGUGGGCGUGUGCCUGGUGCUCAACUACAACAUCGUGGAGGUGGACACCAGCGGCCUGCCACCGACGCUGCACAACGAGGAGGGCAAGAAAGUCGUGGGCGUCAUCCUCAUCUGCGUGGGCCUGGGGGCGCUGGGCCUCAGCGGCCUGGUCAGCGCCCUCUACUUCACGGCUUGCUUCAGCCGCGCGCAGGACCGGCCAACCGCCACCGCGGCCUCGUCCUCCUCAUCCUCCGCCAGCGACCAGAACAGCGAGCGCAGCGGCAAGGUCAAAGGUCGUCGAGGGGUCGUGGCCCCGAGUGGGCAGGCCCCAAGCAGCAGUCGUCGUGCCCACGGAGGGGCUGCGGGGCCGAGGCCUAGCACAUCUUCGGGUGGCGACACGACCCCGAGAGCUGCCGGUGCAGGCGCGGGUGCCCUGCCGGUGAACUCGAGAGGAGGAAAGAGGGGCCAGCUCGGCCCCGGGUUGACCCCCGAGACGUACGGGUACUUUCCCGGGCGAGUCAAUACUCCUCCCAGCAUGCGCUCCAAGUCACGUCACAAGGCCGCCAGACACCUACCCCCGAGGUACCAGCACCGCCUGGCGCCUCACCCGGAGGAGGAGCAAAGUCUGCACGAAGCCGUCUCCCGUGCGUCCUCGGCCGCCAUGUUGAAGAGCCACGCGGUGACAGAAGGGCACGUCAAUCACGCGGCAGAAUUUGACGAGGACGACAACGACACCAUGAUGACGGCGCGCGGCGAUUCCUGUGUCUCGGAACAUUCGUCUGCCGGGAUUCAAAUCCUGGUGAACGAGGCUCACCCCAGCGAGAGCAUGGACGACGACAGUUCUUCGGAAUUGUUGGACUCUAGGUCAGAGGUCACGUUGUUGACACCCCGUGUGGAGUCGGUGGUUUUGACGAUCAGUGAAUACGUGACAGGAGACAGAGACCAGGGCGCCGUGAACACCGCUUACAGUGCCUCGGAGGUAGGCGAAGUAGACGACGUGGCAAGUGGCGGGGAGAGCAGAACGUCCUUCUCCGCCGACAGUGACCUGGGGUCGAUGUCGGAGGAAGCCAAAACAUCGAUUCCCUGAGUAGACGAGCUGUCCGAAAAGCGCCGUGCGCACUCCUUGUAAAUGUUUUAAGCAGAUUUGAUCUCAGCGUCUGUGAUAAAAUUAAGGUUCAGCCUUCGAUCUGACAUUUUUCUCUUCUCGUCUUUGGCUGUGCACUCGCCGCCAUUUUUUAAAACGAUAAUAAAGCGAACCUGACGAAGACUUUCUUGUGCACCUGCAUGGAAGUUUCUUUUUUUAUGGUGUUAAUGCCAUCGAGUUCGAUCUUCACGUCCUCCCUUUGAUUUCAUAGAAAUACAGUUUACAAUGAUUUUUAUUUCAGUUACUUCUACGUGUAGACGUUAAUAGAUGGUGGCACCGCUGAAAUAUUCCUUUCUGUCGCUGAGGAAGACGACCACGAGACACACAAAGAAGAAGACAAAGAAAAAAAAAAAUCAAAGAACAGGAAUCGUUUCUGAUCGACUGUUCGCCCGCCACCAUUUCAGUUACUGUCACGUGCAUUUAGAGUUACUGACCUAUUUACUGAGUUACUGUCACGUGACUACCGUUACGUUGCUGUCACGUAGUAUCAGUGUUACCGAGAGAUUUACUGGGUUACUGUUGACUAAGUUUGUAGAGUUUAGGGUUACACAAAUUAUGUUUUGUGGGUUUCAUGGUAUGGUGCCACCGACCCUUACUGUCCGCUAUCACGUCUGCACCUUGAAUCAAACGACAACGUGAAACUGAGAUAGUGUGUGAAGUGUUUUUUGGCAGCCGUACUACGAGCUGCUUUAUCAGUGAGAUCCUCAACAACAUAAAAUCCACGUCUGCUGGAGUUCGUUGAGUUUUACUGCACGUAUAAUCAGGGAAGAACAUACAUGAAUGUUUUUUUUAAAAGCCAGGGACUGGCAUGGCAGUGAAGUUACAUUAUUAUUAUUUAUGUUUUUGCUUGUUGCACUAAUGGGACAGUCACGAGGCUGGCGCCAUGUGCACCGCUCAGGUCACUCCUAAACGUCACUUGGGUUCAACUCAGGUUCGACAUUGUCUCCUGACUUAUUCUGUGUAAUGCUCCUAGCGCCCCUCUGACUAGCAUAUCUAUUGUUUCCCUGCCUCCACCCUCUUCGGAGAUAGGAGAGAUCUUUCGACUGAGGUAUGCAGUUUCUCCACCUUGUAUGCAGGGGACAAAAAUUAACAGGACUGGAAGUGAAAAAGGUUUGACAAUGAAAAAAUUGUGUCUCGCAAUGAAUUUGACAAUGAAAAUCUGUGUUUUGCAAUGAUUUUGGAGGCUCACGUUGUCAGUGUUGCCCUACUUUGACUUUUAUUUCACCUGAAGAUAGUUACCCUCCCUCCUCCAAUCCCCCAUUACUUCCCCUCUCGGACGAUCUCAAAACUGCAGGGUACGCUUUGAUGUUUUUUUUUAAUGCUAAUGAAACGUGCAUUUAAGUAUUAUCUUACCCACAUAAUUGUACACACCAGACGCCAACAGACCUCUCACGUGGAAAAACAAGACACAUGCCAGACAUGGGAGUGCGAGAAAGAGAGAAAUGUACUGACUUAUAAGGAGGUGAGACAAAACUGAUCUCACUGCUUGAGGAGACUCUUUUCAAGCUGCAUGACUUGCUUUAUUCCUUCUGCUGUCUAUAUUCUGUAAUGUCCACACUGGAUUUUUUUUCAUGGAUUUUGUUCAUCCCUUCGUCCGUUCAUCCUCGUGUUUCUGCCUGAGAAAAGAUCUUGUCUUACAUGUCUUAAAACUCUUGUCUUAAAGCUCGUACAUCAAGGUAUACUACUUGCAAAUUUGUGAAAGAUUAAUAGGUAUAAAACGCCAGAUGCAAAUAAAAUAAAUUUAAUUACAUAGAUAUUUGCUAACUCCCACAUAAAUCGCUUCAAGUUAAGUAAAUCAGUUGCAAAGAGUCACAGAAUGAUGUUCAUCACCCGAACCUACCUUUCUUUUGACCUUUGACAUGUCAGUUUUUUUUAGUCACGUUGUGCAGUAAGGAUGAAUAUAAAAAUCAUAAAUAUUUGAAGCAGCUGUCUUUAGUUUUAACUAUCCGUGACGGUCACCACCCACCCUGAGCUUCAUUUCAUCGCUCCUUCCUUUGUUUCACAACCUUGUGAAGGUGAGCACGAACUGUCGGCAUAGAAGAGGGCGAUGAUAAGGUCAAGAUUAAUAUUAGAGGGUGUAAUACGCAGGUGUGUAAGUUCUUCCGCAUAAUUUCUGUGUCCGUGAUACCUAGGACUGCAAUGUCUCCCUAUUCCAACAGUCACAGCUCUCCUGUUUGUUAGUCUUCUCGUCCAACGCUUCGUCACUAGACAUGCUUCAGGAGCAUUGUGUAUUUUUUAAUUUAUUUAUUUAUUCAUUGACGUUGUUUUCUAGCUGCUGGUCGCUGAAAUCAAUCGAUGUUAUUUAAAAAGUCGUAUAAUCGUCUUCUCUCUUGUCUCUAAUCUGCAAGAUUCGUGCAUGAAUUGUAAAAUAGGAAGUCUGAGAAGAGUUUUUGCUCGAGGGAGUAUUUGAACAUACCUUUUUAAAAGUUCCACCAAACUUAAAGACAUCAGUUUCAUUUACCGCCAUCAUGUAAUUAAAGCUGUUCAAAAUAGAGAACUGUGAACUGCGAAUAUGUCUAAUCUCGUAUUCACAUAGACACCUUUUUUUAAUUUCUCUCCCAAAUGGCAUUGCAAAAGAACAGUGUUAGCACACCUUAGUUAAAGAUCUAUUCAGCACUCUGUGAACUUCCUCCACUCCUUCGGAACCCCCCUGUCCCAGUUAACGGACCGAGCAUCCACAGGGUCAUAAUUAUAUUCUUGGCAGCAGGAUGCGAUGUCACUUAAGGACUUCAGCUUCUUUAUUGUCCACCAUAUUCUUUCAUUUUAAGAGAUGACAUUUUCAUUGAGGUCAUGUCUCGGUCGUUGCCCACCAUCAGAACCUUCUCGUCGAACUCUCGCUCACUGUACCCAUUACCCUAUGACACUACCACCAACUGCAAAUAGGGCAGUUUGUUCUCACGGUCCAGUGCCAAAAUCUUCAACUAUUGUCAAAAAAAUAUUUUAUUGUAAAUUUGAAGCACCAUGGUUACCGUUUAAAUAUUUUUGAGAGUCUUUGUCAUUGUCACCUUGAUGUCUACUGUUACAGGCGCAUUAUUGUCAUGGUCCUACACUUCACUUGAAUACUUGCUUGGGAUUUUUUAAUUGAAGGAGAGAUGAUACUAUGUGCAUAGCAAUGCAAUAACACUCACCUGGGAUGUUUGUGUGGUUGUAGUUUGAACUACUGAUUAUUGUGGAUGACUGAGGGUAACCAAGAUACUGAUAAGUGUGCCAAGAAAAUUGUGGCUGUUUCUGAGCAAAGAAAGCAGGACCUGGCGCUAGGUUAACGGCGAGUUCAGGGAGGUGCACUGUCGGCUCCUGAGACGCUGAUUAAAAAGUCGCACUCCGGGAAGUUUCGAGUUCAUUCUGCAGUUGCCUGUGUCAGCCACAAACACUGUUCCAAGGCAAGGAGCCAAAUUUUUGUUUGUUCGCGAUUUUUGACUGUUCAAAUAGUUUUUAAAAAAAUGUAUCUGUGUGUCUGUCCUUGUAUCUGGCUGUCUCUUAGGAAAGCUGAAAGUCGAGUGGUUACAGCACUAGUGUCCAUACCUGUAGGAGCGAGGGUUCGAUACCGGUGUGGCGCAGCGAAUGUCACGUAGUUGACCCAGGUAUCAGGAAUGGGUUUAAUAGAGAGCUGGGGAAGGGAAGGCAAUAAGGGGCUCAAAAGCUGAUCUCUAGAAAAGUAAAGUGUCAAACACCUCCCUCCACAACAAUUGAAAGAUUAGACGAAGACCUUUACCUUUUCUUUCUUUUUCUUUCUUUUUGCUCUAUCUCCCUUACUCUUUCUUUCUCUCUGUGAUUUAUUCACCUCGGCUAAAAACGAUUUGCGUGCGCGUUUGUUAAGUCGUGCACUAUUCACAUGGAGAGCGUGCCAACUUAUGCUGUUUAUAUCUUCCUGCGUGUCAGUAUUAUGUUCUUGUGUUGCCGAGCGAAUAAGUGUGUGGGUGAGAGAAAGAGAUUGUGAUAAAGUUCCUAACUCACAGUGCUGAUCGAUGUCAUGCCACUCAAGUGCUUGCAGUGACAAGUUGUGACACAACAAUAAAAACUACUUCACACA